This is a messenger RNA of Colletotrichum spaethianum, 741 nucleotides long. RefSeq lists its product as uncharacterized. The record is from RefSeq and is a predicted model, not a curated record. The transcript has a single exon. Bases 1 to 741 code for a protein of 246 amino acids. Lineage: Eukaryota; Fungi; Ascomycota; Sordariomycetes; Glomerellales; Glomerellaceae.
AUGUCAUCUAAGGGGCAUACGGUUGUCCUUCUGGGCGAAGCCUUACUCCGGCUGGCACAGGGAGAGCCUUCCGAUACCACGAAGAACAGACUUUGGCUGGCGGUUGUGGCCGAUGUGGGCUACGCGGCAGGGCAAAGCGACAGUUACGAUCGCCGCAUGAUCGUGAAAGAGGACGUCAGGCGAUUUGAUGACAAAGAGGCUUUACAGCAGGCCCUUAUGAGUGGGGAGCUCAUUGACCAUGUCUCUGGACGCUUGGUUCCUCUCUCCGACGCCGGGGAGACCGAAAUCUGGCCGCAGUGGUUCGAGACCUCAGGCGGGCCCAACAUUGAUGUGGUCUGGAUCAGAGGUGUGUCGUGUCCGUCUGAAGGAAGGGGCCCUGAUGUUUACCUGUGCCCUGUCGCGUCGAGCAACAACUGUCCACGGGAGGUGAAUGGCAUUCCCGUCUGUUGCAAUCGGCUUGCUCCGGGCUGGACAAAGAAGAACCCGAAGGACGCGUACCCCUCGAUUCCCUACGCGUUUGUGAGGCAAGGCGAAGAAGGCCGCUCGCAGAAAGCCGAAAUCUUCUGGUCCGAGCCAAUGGAACAAGAUAAUCACGAACCUUUGUUGAUCCUCAAUGUCGCCUGCGGAAGGGGCCAUGGUAUGGAUGUGGUCGUUAGAAGGCCGGCAGUGGGAGCAUUGUCGAAGGCUGGAUCCGAACGGAGUAGUGAGGUCAACGAGGGCCCCCUCAGGAGUCGGUUGUGA